AUGAAGAUCCAUUACGGAUGGACAAUACUUUGUUUUCUCUUGCAUUCAGGGUUCUCUAAUGCAAAACUUCUACUUGUUCAAGUCCUGGCGCAUCACACAGAGUGUAAUCCAACCACAGAGAGCAUGAAAAAUAUGUUUCCUUUGAUGCCAACCAUCAACAGUUCUGCCAUACCGGAGGGAUCCAGCAUGUUGACGCAAAAAGGAAGAGUGAAUGCCGAGAAAUUAGGAGUCUCUUUACGUGCGGCCUAUGGGAAUUUGUAUAAGAAUGCGAAAAUUUAUAUGCGCCCAGAGGGCACCGACUCGGCAGUCCAAACAGCCUCUCUAAUUGCACAUGGACUUGUCCCUGAAUACGUUCCCAGCGAAGAUGUCACUAAUGUGAAAUUAAAAAGCAACCAAUGGUUCGAUACAAUGUACCUCAGACGGGAUCCGAUAUACCAGGGCUGGUUCUACUGUCAAAACUUUUCUCAAUUUUUCGCUCACGAUGCAUUCAGGCUACAUGGCGAUAUGAUUACUGAACCCUCAGAUUCCCCGUACGGAUAUCUGUUAAAUCAUACAGGAAGCAAUGUGUUCGGGACCCUUCAAAGUGGAAUUCUGUACCGUCAGCUCCGCGCGAUGGAGAGCGCUGGCAUUCCCCUAGAGCCCUGGAUGAAGUACGUGUAUCCCAAUGGGCUUUUAUACAAACUCGUUAUGGAGGAGUAUCAGGAUCAGUCGACCUAUGACAUCCGUCUGAAUGGAGGUGCCUACAUCGGACUUUUCGUGCGUUUAGUCAACAAUUACUUGGAUUAUUUGGACAAUAGGAGACUAUUUGUUCUUGUUGGUGACGAUAUCAACAUUGUCGGACUUCUCGAUCUUCUAGAUGUUUAUGACCAGGCCCACAUUCCCGAUUACGGUAGCUACAUUGCAUUAGAACUGCACAGAAUCAAAGGAGAAUUGAUUGUCAGGGUUGUGCAUCACAAAGGCACGUCUUCCAAGGAACCACCUGUACCUCUGAUAAUUACUGAGUGUUCGGACACCCCGGACUGUCCAUUAUCGACAUUCGAGAGCAUUUUUUAUGAUCGCAUGCAGCUACAGAGUUUUAGCCGACUUGAUUGCCGCCGAUAGUCGAUAGAUUCUUUGUCAAUUUACAAAUCAGUGAACCAAUGUGUAUUUUGGAAAUUAAAACAAUUGAAUCGAAAAAAUACCUAGAAAAAAAUUGUCAUUUUCUUGUUUUCUCAUAUAUUAUUUAUAAACUUGAAGAAUAUAUUGAAUUGGCCAUGAUAAUAGGAGGGAGGGAGUAGGUUUAAAGAUAUACUUGAAAAAUCAUAAUAAAUUACAUGAGAAGGACAUACGAAGAAUAUGCGAGAUCUGUUCAUGAGAAAUCGGGAAUUAUUUUCAAGAAUCCAUUUUAUUUAUUUUGUUUACGUCAAGAGAGUUUAUGGAUUUUCCUAUUACACGUGGAAUACAAUGCGAUAAGAUUCUUUAAAGUUGUACGCUUCCCCGAAGCAUAGAAUUAUUACUUUCUGGAACACUUUAAACAAUAGAUAAGGGAAAUGAUGACUUACGACAUAUAGAUGGAAAUUUUAUUUUGUCUUUACUACUGUAUGAUCUCACGGUUUUUGAUCAUGUGAUCAUUAUGAGUCACUUGUUUACAAAAUAAUAAGAUUAUUCAUCAAUACUAAUAAUUAUGAGCCUCCCCUUCUAUGUGCCUCUACAUUUGUCUUAAAGAAAGUUGUUAAUUGCGGACUUCGCACAAAUUAAUACUCGUUCCCUGGAGUUUUCCCUAAUACUCCUCCGAACUUUUCUGCAAUUAUCCACGUAUUUCUAUUAAUAUCCUGAUAACUAAGAGAGAUGACACCUAAGAGAAAAACCCCUUUGACUUGCCAAUACCCUCACGUACUUAAAUUGAAGACCUCUGAAUUUUUAGACCAAUACCUAUUCCGAUAAUGAUUUUUGUCGCAUAAAUAAAGAUUACGAGUAACAUGUAACACCACUGUAGUUAUUACUUUGGAAUCCGAGAAAACAGUCAUUAUUGGUUCACGAGAUAACAUGUUAUUGAUGUUUUCAUGCACAACAAUCGAUUGGAAAUGUAAAUGUAUUUUUCAUCAUUUCGCCAUAUCAUCUACGUUUUAUUAGAAAACGGAACCGACAAAAAUGGGAAAUUCCUAAAUUUAAUAGUCUCAUAAUACAGUGGCGCGUCAUCGCUCAGAAUCUCUUGUCGAGACGAUUUAAUGGGUUAUUCUCAUGUGAACGCCUAUAUUUUACCACUUUUUCGGAAUUUUUUUUUUAUGCGACAACAAACUUCAAUCAUGUUGAUUUUUCAAUAUAUUUUUAUUUGUAUUUUGAAAUAUACGAAAAAAAUUUUUUUUUCCGUUUUUUACAUUUUUAACAUAUAUUUUUUUUAAGUCAAAGUAGUCCCCAACAAAAAAAGGUAUUUCACUGGUCAAGGUGAUAGCGGCUGUUCAUGUUGUCUGACAUAAAAAAAUCGAAUGGAUUAUUAUUCAGUAGAUCUGUGGCUAUCGUCCCUACCAAAUAUAAUCAAUUUCAUUAAAAACAAAAAAAAAUAUCGAACUUCAAAAAAAAAAUCACGAAAAUCUCCUUCUUU
Messenger RNA from Diachasmimorpha longicaudata, 2581 nucleotides. Its product is annotated as venom acid phosphatase Acph-1-like. The record is from RefSeq and is a predicted model, not a curated record. Lineage: Eukaryota; Metazoa; Arthropoda; Insecta; Hymenoptera; Braconidae. Gene Ontology annotation, molecular function: phosphatase activity. The transcript has 4 exons. Bases 1 to 1101 code for a protein of 366 amino acids. Gene Ontology annotation, biological process: dephosphorylation.